This is a messenger RNA of Gastrolobium bilobum, 1742 nucleotides long. RefSeq names its product glycosyltransferase BC10-like. Gene Ontology annotation, cellular component: membrane. The transcript is spliced from 2 exons. The record is from RefSeq and is a predicted model, not a curated record. Gene Ontology annotation, molecular function: glycosyltransferase activity. Bases 455 to 1687 code for a protein of 410 amino acids. NCBI's taxonomy places the organism in Eukaryota, Viridiplantae, Streptophyta, Magnoliopsida, Fabales, Fabaceae.
CCGUGUUUGGCAAGUUCAUCUUUUAAAGAAGCUGUUAUUAUUUCUAGAAGAGAAGAAAACUAAGGGCAAAUAUAAAGUGCGCAUCAAAGAGACAGAGUGGUCUUUAAAGCCAUCAUCACCUGUAGAAUGGGUGUUAGUGGCAUAAAAUUGAGCCAAGGGAGAUAGCUUUUCAACUUCCUUUUCUAUCAUUUUCUGAACUUCUAGAGCUUUCUGUCCUAUCUUCUUUCUCUAUCACCCCUUUCAGUGUCCAUCGUAUUUUGGAUCAGUUUUACUCUAGGUGAUCCUUACCUUCAUUUGAUUUUGUUGAUUACGGUCUAUGACUAUAAAGAUUUUUUUAAUUAGAAGUUAAGUUUGUUGCUGAUAUUCUUUGAAGUAUUUCAUCAGAGUAUAAAAAACCAUAGACAGAUCUUUUUUAAGUCAUAUAUAUAUUUCUAAUUGUUCUUGUUCCCCCAAAAUGAAGGGCUCAAAUAAUCAAUACCCAUUAAACUCUUUUUCCAAGCUUUUCAAUAUUCAACUCCACUUUGUUCAAUUUCUUACUUAUGUGCUCAUUUUGGGGUUUGGAGUAACCUUUGGAAUCAUCAUCAGUUUCUAUCUUAAAGACUGCACCUUAAGUCUACAAUUCACUCAGUUGUCACUCUCUGCCUUACCGCGAACAACGCCAGCUUUGCCACCACCAAUUGCAAAACCAGAAAUAUCCAAUCACAGUCACGUAGGAUUGAAGGAGUUCCUUAAGAUUCCUCAAGUUAUGCAUGAUAUGGAUGAUGAGGAAUUGCUAUGGAGAGCUUCAAUGAAUGCAAAGAUAGCUGAAUACCCGUUUGAUCGAGUUCCCAAGGUGGCUUUCAUGUUCUUGACAAGGGGUCCUGUGUUUUUGGCACCUUUGUGGGAGCAAUUCUUCAAAGGGCAUGAAGGGUACUACUCAAUUUACGUGCAUUCCAAUCCAUCUUACAACUUAUCGAACCCGGAGAGUCCAGUGUUUCAUGGUCGGAGAAUUCCCAGUAAGAAAGUGGAAUGGGGAAAUUGCAACAUGGUUGAAGCUGAGCGUCGCUUGCUGGCCAAUGCACUUUUGGAUAUCUCAAACCAACGUUUUGUUCUCUUAUCAGAAUCAUGCAUACCUCUAUUCAACUUUUCCACCAUCUACUCUUACUUAAUGAACUCUACCCAAAACUAUGUCAUGGCUUAUGAUGAGCCCAGCGCAGUUGGUCGCGGCCGGUACAACUUCCAGAUGUUGCCUGAUAUCAACCUCAGGGAAUGGAGAAAAGGUUCCCAGUGGUUCGAAAUGGACAGAGAGCUUGCAGUAGAAGUAGUAUCUGACAGAAAAUACUUCCCAAAUUUUCAGAAGUACUGCAAAGGUUCAUGUUACGCAGAUGAACAUUACUUGCCAACAUUUGUGAGCAUCAAGUUUUGGGAGGGGAAUUCAAAUAGAAGUUUGACUUGGGUUGACUGGUCAAGGGGUGGUCCACACCCAGCUACAUUUGUGAGAUCUGAGGUGACUGUUGAGUUCUUAGAGAAUUUGAGGAGCAAAAAAUGCGAGUAUAAUGGAAACGGCACCAAUGCUUGUUUCCUGUUUGCUAGGAAGUUCAUGCCCAGUACUUUGUCAAGGCUCACCGAGAUUGCACCAAAGGUUAUGCACUUUGAACAUUACGAUAGGUAUAGAUACAGAAAGUUAUCACUAAAACCAAAUUUUUAAUUCAUUCUUUUCCAUCUUGUAAGCUUUUUCAUUAAUUUAACUGGUAGACUUAUUU